GGACCGAGGCUAGCGCUCCUGUCUGCAGGUUGGUUACCCAUUUCUGAUCUCACGAGUAUGGCGACUUAAGAGCGCCUUUUUUUAAAACGUACUCUAGCUUGUUUUACCGUCAACUGUGCGUCUUUUGUUUUUGUCUUUGUUUUUUUUGCACCGCAGUUCCGAGUAUCGUUGCCAUCUCAACAACUUUAGUUUUGAUCGUGAGCGAUUCUCCAACCUUCCUCAGCAAGGUAGCAGCUAAUGCUAGCCUCUAUAACUGUCCAUUCUUGAUCCAAACCAAACGCAUUUUUUUUUUCAUACGUCCUCCUACGUGCAAGAGCUCACAGCAGCUGUAGUAUCUCGGUGGGUGAACGGGGACACAAGUUAGACCGCUUUUGUUUUGAGAGGGGGAAACAUGUCAGGAGCUAACAGAGGACAGGGAAGCGCGGCUAGCGACUAUCACAACCAGGAGAAUGUGCUGUCAAGACUGAGAGGCUCGCUGAAACCCCGAGCUGCUGCAAGCGAGAACCAUGAAAACCAUCCACCCAAAGCAGCAGCGGCCAACAGAACCGUCCUGGGAGCUCUGCAGAACAACCAGCGGAGCAAAACCCAGAACCAGCGCGCCACUAAACAGCAGGAGUCAUCGCAGUUUUUGUCCUGUAAAAAUGAAGACUUCAGCAAAAGCUGCUAUGAGAAGCCCUCCACCAAACAGCCCGCUUUCCAGAUCCAUAUGGACGAGCCUGAUGGAGCCUGCAUCAAGAAGCCACAGCAGGUGGUCGAACCUGUCAAAGCAAAGUCCGUCACCGUAGUGGAUCCCCUCACACGGCUCCGACAGCCCCUGGCCCCCAUCGAUAUUCCAUCAGCAAUGGAUGUCAGCUUUGACUCUCCCAUGGACAUGUCGAUGGUUGAGGGAGGGGAGAGGCCAGUUGCUGUAAAUGAGGUUCCUGAAUAUGCUGCUGAGAUCCACACAUACCUGAGGGAGAUGGAGGUAAAAACCAGACCUAAAGCAGGCUACAUGAAAAAGCAACCUGACAUCACAAACAGCAUGAGGGCCAUUCUGGUGGACUGGCUGGUCGAGGUGGGAGAAGAAUACAAGCUCCAGAACGAGACGCUUUAUCUGGCUGUAAACUACAUCGAUCGCUUCCUCUCCUCAAUGUCUGUCCUGAGGGGGAAGCUUCAACUGGUUGGGACAGCUGCCAUGCUGUUGGCUUCGAAAUUUGAAGAGAUCUACCCCCCUGAGGUGGCAGAGUUUGUUUACAUCACAGAUGACACCUACACCAAGAAACAAGUGUUAAGAAUGGAGCAUCUGGUGCUCAAAGUGCUCUCCUUUGAUCUGGCAGCACCAACAAUCAACCAGUUUCUCACCCACUACUUCCUCCACCACUCUGUUAACAAACAGGUGGAAAGUCUGGCAAUGUACUUUGGGGAGCUCAGCCUGGUUGAUUCAGAUCCCUUCUUGAAGUACUUGCCAUCACAUACAGCUGCUGCAGCCUAUACCCUUGCCCACAGCAUUGUGACUGGUGGCUCAUGGCCAGAUUCCUUGAAAGAGAUGACUGGCUACUCCCUGGAAGAUCUGAUGCCAUGUGUCGAGGAUCUGCACAGACUCCACCUCAAUGCACCUCAGCAUGCCCAGCAGUCUGUCCGGGAGAAAUACAAGGGGCUAAAGUACCAUGAAGUUUCCCUCAUCGACACUCCAACUCAACUGCUGCUGAACUGACCCUCCCCUGUUCCCCUGUCCAAUUAGUUGUACCAGUCUUUUUUUUUUUUAUAAUGUGCGCCACAAUUUCAAAUAACAUUGCCUGCUCUUCUCAGAGUAGCGCUAGAUGUUUAGAAUCUUUUUAUGGUAUUUUUAUAUUUCCUACCAGAUGCUACAUUUGUGGUUAAUCAAGCAGUUUUAAUAGUUGGACUUUUAAUCAGACAAAAUGUUGGUCUUAUUGCCACUUUGUAAACAUUCUGCUUUGAUCUAGUGUCCCAAACUCAAUAUACCUGUUACUGUACUCAAACCCAGAGAACCAUAUUCUUUUUUUCCACUUUGGUUUGAGUUUAUGUUCUAAGCAGUUAUUGGUGCUAGUUCACCUCAAGGUGUAACUUGGAUUUGGCUUCAUGGGAUGUGGAUUAAAGUGCUUUGUCUGUCAUGGAGUCAGCUGUCAUUAUAUUGUCUUAAACCAACAGGUUUUCAGGACACCACCUGCACUGUAAAUGGCUCUUGUAAAUAAAAUUUCAUUUAAAGUAA
Molecule: messenger RNA, 2209 nt
Organism: Larimichthys crocea (large yellow croaker)
Lineage: Eukaryota; Metazoa; Chordata; Actinopteri; Sciaenidae
Gene: ccna2
Product: cyclin A2
Exons: 8
Coding region: 392-1693 (433 amino acids)
Biological process (GO): mitotic cell cycle phase transition
Molecular function (GO): cyclin-dependent protein serine/threonine kinase regulator activity
Source: RefSeq, a predicted model, not a curated record